Molecule: messenger RNA, 883 nt
Organism: Colletotrichum destructivum
Lineage: Eukaryota; Fungi; Ascomycota; Sordariomycetes; Glomerellales; Glomerellaceae
Exons: 1
Coding region: 41-673 (210 amino acids)
Source: RefSeq, a predicted model, not a curated record
UCACAACUUUAUACCCUUCAUUCUUAGCCUUAUCUCCAACAUGCAUUCUACAAAUCUCCUCUUUCUCUUUUGGUCGCUAUUAUGCUGCACAUUUGCCGCUUCUGAAAAGGGUCUUCGUCAUGACAACGAUAUUUAUACUGUUGAAAAGGAUGGAGACGUUUACUCCGUGUACACACCCUAUUACACACCACCCCUUCAGCGUACACCAGUUACAAAGUUGAUAUUCCCAGAAAAAGAUCACGACCUAAUAACUGUUGUUGCGGCUUUUAACGGCAGAGAAACCCGACACGCCGAUGGUAGCCCAAGGCUACAUCUGUCUGAAGUAAUUCAAGCUGUAGCAAGCAGCAGGCACGCAAAUAGGCCACUCACAUCAAUCAACUGGAUGAGAGGUACACAGGUUAUAAAUGAAGAGACGCUUGCGAUUCUUGAUAGGUACUUCGACGAGUGGCGAAAACUUAACAAAAAUGCCAAGAUUCCAGACACAUUCACUUUUACCCCGUCUAGUUCGCUUUGGCCACCCUUGGAAAACACGUCAUUCUUUAAAGCCGUUAAGUGGACUUUCGAUGGAACCGGGAAGACUAUAGGAUCUAUACACAUUAGUCCAAGGAAAGGGUCCAGGAACCCGUUUCGGUGGCGGUUCCAUGGGGCAACGAUGUCGUGUCACCUAGAAUGAUUUAUGUUGAAUUGGAGGGUAUAACGCACACGAAGGGCGCCACGGAGGGCAUCGGAGAUAGGACACGUUGGAGAAGUGCCUGGCUGCAAGGCUGCGUCGAUCUAAGGUUGGAUUCUCUUUAAGCAACUGAAAUUCUUUCAAAAGAUCUCGAUGAUUGUUGAGCGCUGAACAAUUCUCUCCCAUAACAUCAGCGGCAUAUGAUGAAGUACA